Akanthomyces muscarius is the source of this 1416-nucleotide messenger RNA. RefSeq lists its product as uncharacterized. Lineage: Eukaryota; Fungi; Ascomycota; Sordariomycetes; Hypocreales; Cordycipitaceae. The coding region runs from base 1 to 1416 and encodes 471 amino acids. The record is from RefSeq and is a predicted model, not a curated record. The transcript has 5 exons.
AUGAUAGAGCUAUCACAGGUCCAGGUUGGAAACCUUCGAUACAAUUCGCCAUGGGCGCAGGUUGUCAUCGUCGGCUUCGUCGCGUUUUGUUCCGUCGGCAUGCACAGCGCCAUCAGCAACCUCGGCGCCGGUGGUAUGCAGGACGUACAGCUGAGCGACAUUGCCAACAGCGUCCUUUACGGCUGCUUCUUCCUCGGCGGCUUCUUCGCCGGUAGUGUCAAUAAUAUCCUAGGUCCUCGUGUGACGCUUUCCAUCGGUACUACCGGAUAUGCCCUCUAUCUCGGAUCGCUCUGGAACUUCCAGGUCAACGGCACGCGCUGGUUUCUCAUUCUCGCCGGCGCUAUUCUCGGCUUCAGCGCGUCGCUGUUCUGGGCCGCCCAGGGCGCCGUCAUGAUGUCCUACCCGACCGAAAAGGACAAGGGCCGCAGCUACAGCGUCUUUUGGUCCAUUUUCCAGCUCGGCACCCUCAUCGGCUCCGCCAUUGCUCUCGCCAUUUCUUACCACAGCAACAUGCCCUCUGUCGGCACGGGCGUGUACACGGCCAUCAUCGUCAUCCAGCUGACGUCCAUUGUCACUAGCUGGCUCGUCCUGCCGCCGCACCUCGUCGUCCGCGGUGACGGCACCAAGGUCGAGAUUCAGGCGUCGCUGGGGCCGAGGCAGGAGGCCAAGGAGUUUAUCCGCAUGUUCAAGGACUGGCGCAUGCUGGCUCUCUUUCCCAUGUUCUUCGCUUCCAACUACUUUUACUCGUACCAGGGUGCCAUUACAACCUUUCUCUUCAACGGCCGCACUCGUGCUCUCGUCGCCCUGCUCACCGGUCUGGGCUCCAUCAUCGGCUCCAUCAUAAUUGGUCUUCUGACUGACACGUUGCCUUUUUCGCGCCGAAACCGUUCCCUCGUCGCAAGUGGCGCCGUUUUCCUGCUGGUUUGCGCAGUAUGGGGUGGCGGUGUCGCCUUCCAGCUGGAUUUCAAGCGUGGCGAUACUGUGCUCAGGGGCCAGCCUCUUCCUUGGGACUGGACUGAUAGCCCUGCGGGGGGACCCAUUGUAAUGAUGUUUGCUUACUAUGUUGUCGAUGCGGCCUUCCAAGGUCUCGCCUACUAUACCAUGUCGGCCAUCACCAAUGAGCCUUUCAAGCUCGCCCGCAUGGCUGCUUACUACAAAGGCAUCCAGUCGGCCGGUGCCGCCGUGUCUUUCGGCAUGGAUGCAGUAGAGACGCCCUACCUUGGCGAGAUUCUCCUCUCGUGGCUCCUCAUUGUCGUCUCGCUGCCUCUUUGCGGGCUGGUACUCAUGAAGAUUCGCGAGUCCAAUUAUGAUGUGGAGGAAGUCGCUCGAGUGGAUGAUGACGUCGAGAACUCUGGGCUUACCAAGGCCGUGACUCCAUCAUCGGCAACGGCUGCCGAUCAAGUGGAGGAUCAUUAG